AAAAGAGAAACGGAGGGAAGGUGAUUUGGUAUAUUGAGAAGGCGGGAACCCUUGACAAUGGAGUCUUCCCCUGCACGCAUCGUAUCAAGUGGAAGCCGAUAACCCCAACCCAAAUCAAUGGAGCCGACACCCAGACACUCAUGCCUGAAGCUUCAAAUUCCUAACCAAUCGGAACCCAUCUUCAUCAAGGCCACCUGGUUUCCUUCCCAUUUCCACCUCUCUAUCACCGACGGCCUCCACGCCUGGCUCUGUAACGCAUCGGAAGACGAGGUCCGAGAGCGAGCCGCCCAGUGGGAUCAACCCGUUUCUGAUUACAUCGCCUUGGCAGAGCGGUUCCUAGGGUUUCAGCAGCCCGGUUCGGUUUACGGGUUCUCCGACGCCGGUGACGGCCACAGAAGAUUGUCAUGGACAUUUGAGAAGGAAGGGACUAAGCUAGAAUGGCGGUGGAAAUGUGGACUCUCACCUGACUCUAGGAGCACUACCGCCGGAGUCCUGGAUUUUCUUAUGGAUGCUAACAUUCGACUAAGUGAGGAAGUUGUUAUUAAGACCCAAUCAUUUGAGAGGCUGAAAGUGGAAGCUGAAAAAUGUUUAGCACAAAGUGAGAAAUUCAACAAUGAGAAGGCGGAAUUUGAGUCUGUGAUCUAUGCAAAGUUUCUCGGGGUCUUAAAUUCAAAGAAAGCCAAACUCAGAGAGCUUCGAGACCAGAUAUCAAAAGAAGAAACCACUGGAAAAUUGCUGCAAGAAGAGGAUGAGUCCACUGACAAAACUUUGAGUUUUGACGAUGAAAGUGAUGAUGAAGCAAUCGAGGAAGAAUCCUCAAAGAAUCUUACAGGCACUUCAAAGCAUGUUUCUACAAGUAGGCCUCGCAGUCAAAAGAGAGCUGCGCCCAGGAACUGACCCAACCCCCUUUUGGAGAGCAUUUGGAAGUGACACAAGGGCUGCAUGCCAUUGUGGAUCAAAUGAAGCAAGGCAUAGUAACAUUGAAGUGACUGCUUCAUCAGGUGAGAAGUUUCUGUUCCGCAUCUCCUCAAGAAGCUGAAUUGCUUCAUGGAUCUCAUUUUCUUUAAGAAGAUUUUGAAUAAUGACAUUGAACGUAAUGGAGUCUGGUAAACAUCCCUUCUCUUCCAUUUUCCAAAGCAAUUUAACAGCCUCUGAUAACAUUCCUUUGUUGCAGAGGCCGUUGAUCAAUAUAUUAUAUGCUAUAGUAUCAGGCUCCAAACCAUUCUUUGAGAUUUCAUCAAAUUGUUUCCAUGCUUCCUCCAAUUUACCAGCUCUGCACAUCCCAUCAAGAAGUAUGCUGAAAACUUCAAUAUUUGGUUUAUGUUCAGUUUUCUUAAUAGACUGAAAUAGAUCCAUUGCCUCCUCAAGGUGUCCAUUCUUACAGAGCCCAUCCAACAAAACACAAUAUGUAGAUAGUUUCAGAAAUUGGCCACAAGUUUGCAUCUCUACAAAUAGUUUUUGGGCAGUUCUGACUCUCCCUGACUGGCAUAGAGCUCCAAUCAGUGUGUUGUAAGUAACGGUGCUGGGCUUCAGUCCCUUGGGACACAUUUCUUCAAAAAAGCGAAAUGCUUCAUCUAUCUUCUGGUCCUUACAGUACCCAUUAAUCAGUAUAUUAUAGCUGAAUACAUUGAGCUUAA
Vitis riparia (riverbank grape) is the source of this 1637-nucleotide messenger RNA. Its product is annotated as DNA repair protein XRCC4. Gene Ontology annotation, molecular function: DNA binding. NCBI's taxonomy places the organism in Eukaryota, Viridiplantae, Streptophyta, Magnoliopsida, Vitales, Vitaceae. Gene Ontology annotation, cellular component: nucleus; DNA ligase IV complex; DNA-dependent protein kinase-DNA ligase 4 complex. The transcript has 6 exons. The record is from RefSeq and is a predicted model, not a curated record. Bases 118 to 897 code for a protein of 259 amino acids. Gene Ontology annotation, biological process: DNA recombination; double-strand break repair via nonhomologous end joining; positive regulation of ligase activity.